GGUUAUGCACUAGGAGUUAUUCUAGAUUACCUAAUACAUGGUUCUAGCAUAUAAGGUUGCGUAUUUGGGAUUUAUUCUCCAGAGAUAUAUGAUAUUGUCUUGCUGAGGUUUCCUGUCAUUAAAAAAAAAAAAUCAUAAUCUAACCCACAGACUACUGAGUCUUGGGUUACUAAAAGCUCUCUAUAAUCAGUAGUUGGGCCAUGGCUGAUCUUCUGUACUCUUGAUUUUUCCAUGUGAAAUUGAGUUGAAAAGCAGCAACACAAAGAAAUAUGUUGACUAGCCAAUUCUAUUUCAAUUUAUACCUUUCAGCGAUGCUUUUAGUUUAGACUGAGCCCAAGAAGUGACGAAUAACAUUUAAUCAACUCAUUUCCUAAUUGGCGCCAAAACCCAAAUAUGGAUCUCCAAAUAAUUCUCUCUCUCUCUCUCUCUCUCUCUCUCUCUCUCUCUCUCUCUCUCACACACACACACACACACACACACACACACACACACAAAGACGACUUCCUACCAUCAACCGAACACUCUCAAAGCUUCCAAGUUCCUGCCUAACCUCUUAGGAACAUAUGCAAGAACCCAAUUCACUUGACAUGACCAACCAAAAUACCUAACAACCAUGACUCACGAAUCUUUCAUUAUAAGAAGACUCAUUUUACUUGGCAUUCCCAAGUAACUAUUUAUUUAUUAUUACUUGGCUCUUCAAAACUAAACAGAACUUAGUGUUCGACUCUCCUCCCACCCCACCCUUACAUAAGAAAAAAUGUCCUUGGUAGAAGAAGCACCGGGUUACCUUCAAGUCUUCUCUGAUGGAUCUGUGGAACGCUUAGCUCCUGAGAUUGUUCCAGCCUCACUAGAGUCAACUAACGGAUACACGUCUAAAGAUGUGAUUAUUGACUCAUCAAAGCCAGUUACGGGAAGGUUAUUUCUUCCGAGAAUAGCAAGUAGUGGGUCCAUAAAUAAGCUUCCUGUUAUUGUUUACUUUCAUGGUGGUGGCUUUUGCAUUGGCUCCACCACAUGGGCUGGCUACCAUCAUUUCUUGGGAGAUCUGUCCACCGCCUCCCAAUCCAUCGUUCUCUCUGUUGAUUACCGUCUAGCUCCCGAAAAUCGUCUCCCCAUAGCAUAUGAAGAUUGUUAUAGCUCUCUGGAUUGGCUUGCUCGCCAAGUAGGAUCUGAACCAUGGCUCGAGCAGGCUGACCUUUCCCGUAUGUUUCUGUCUGGGGACAGUGCUGGAGGAAACAUUGUGCACCAUGUUGCUAUCAAAUCCAUUCAGAACAACAGCUGUCAUAUUAUAAAGAUUAAGGGAUUAUUGCCAAUACAUCCUUAUUUUGGCAGUGAGCAGAGGACUGAGAAAGAGAAGGCUGAAGGAGCAGCAGAAGAGGUUGCAAGCAAUGACAUGUUUUGGAGACUAAGUAUUCCAGAAGGCUUGAACCGUGAUUAUUAUGGUUGUAAUUUCCAGAAGGCUGAAUUAUCCGCAACUGAAUGGAGCCAAUUUCCUGCUGUUGUGGUAUUCGUGGCUGGUUUGGAUUUCUUGAAGGAAAGGGGAGUAAUGUAUGCAGAAUUUCUGCGGAAGAAAGGGGUUAAAAUGGUAAGGCUGGUGGAGACUGAGGGAGAGUCGCAUGUAUUUCAUGUGUUUUAUCCCGAGUCUGAGGCAACCCGCCUGCUCCAACAACAAAUGAUUGAGUUUAUGAAGAGCUCUUAACCUUCAAACUCGUCUGAAAAGAAUUCUAGUCUUAUUGUAAGUCGGUAAUCGUAAGGACAAUGGUCUUUGGAGUGCUGAAUAAAUCAAAAGGCAAUUUAAGCAAUGCUUGGCAAAAAAAA
Molecule: messenger RNA, 1815 nt
Organism: Carya illinoinensis
Lineage: Eukaryota; Viridiplantae; Streptophyta; Magnoliopsida; Fagales; Juglandaceae
Product: probable carboxylesterase 17
Exons: 1
Coding region: 758-1696 (312 amino acids)
Molecular function (GO): hydrolase activity
Source: RefSeq, a predicted model, not a curated record